Necator americanus (New World hookworm) is the source of this 2823-nucleotide messenger RNA. RefSeq lists its product as uncharacterized. Bases 1 to 2823 code for a protein of 940 amino acids. Lineage: Eukaryota; Metazoa; Nematoda; Chromadorea; Rhabditida; Ancylostomatidae. Gene Ontology annotation, molecular function: microtubule plus-end binding. The record is from RefSeq and is a predicted model, not a curated record. Gene Ontology annotation, cellular component: nucleus; microtubule plus-end; cell cortex. The transcript is spliced from 29 exons. Gene Ontology annotation, biological process: cytoplasmic microtubule organization.
AUGAACAAAUCACAUUUGAGUCGGGUGAACAACUCUAAUGCGGUCGUCACGGCAAACGAUGUCGGUAGCUUCGUAUCCGUACGUGGUGUUGGAAAAGGCAUUUUACACUAUGUCGGUGAAGUUCAUGGUAAGGAAGGAUUGUUCUGUGGAAUUGAAUUAGAUGCUCCGACGGGGAAACACGAUGGAACGUAUCAGGGUGUCGUCUACUUCGUCUGUCCACCGUAUCAUGGGAUUUUUGCGCCAAUCUAUCGUGUCGAAUUAGACGAGAUCGAUGAUGUGCCUAUGAUGACCGCAUCACAAUCGACAAGAACUACUGAGAGAUUAUCCCGUUCGGCUUUACCCGCUCUGCAACUUCGCAACAUAUUUCGACCUGAGGAUCCUAUGCAAGCGUCGAUCACCUCUGAACAGAUGAUGGAAGGCUCAACAUUCUCAACGGUUUCCUGGGGCGAUCCAGACGCAUCGAUGUUGUCCUCACAUACUACAUAUAUCAUUCCACCAGGACGAAGCACUUUGCUGGAACCGGAAGAAUGCGAUUUAAUGAGUAUUUCUGCUCCGAAAUCGAUUUUAAAUGUUGGAUCGAUAGUAGAAGCGAAACGAGAGGACGAUGUUACAUUAGGCACUUCUGUGGUAUUGGACGAGUCUCGAGUCGGCGUCGAGAAUCUUCCGGUCGUCGAAGACGAUGACGGCGACAACGAUGACGAUGAUGAUGAUCUGGAAACGCCUCUGGUAGAAGCAGCGCCUCAUUGGCAACCGUCGUUGAGCAGAUUUGUUCCACCUCCUUCCGUACUGGAAUCGAGCCUUCCGCAAAUCGAAGUGUUACAAGAACACACUUCUAAUGCUUCUCCUAUAAGAGCGAAUUCGAGGCAAUCAGACGAUACCGGUUACCACGGCGAGAGCGACACCAGUCGACUAGAGCAGGAUGACCGUAAUGGAUUGAACAAACCAUAUCGCCAACCAACUAGAAAUGAACUAUUACCAGUAGCACGACGUCGUAAUCAGCCACGUCUCUCACCUCUUCACAAGGAUGAGGAUCAUCCUGAUAAACAACCGAAACAUUCAAGAACAAGACUGGACAAGGAGCCUCCUCCACCUCCACGAUUUCCUGUGAAACCGAAACCUCCAUCGAAACAUCAAUUAAUGAUGGAAGCGAUUAAGGCAUCCAUUGAGGCGGAUAAGUUGAAGCCGAAGAAAGAGGUGAAAGCGAGAAUCUCGUUGCUACCACCACCACGUGCUCCACCGCCACAAGUCGAAAACACCGCCGCAGGAGAUAAAAUGGCAGAGACCCCGAAAAGAACCGUGAAACAACCGUUGAAGAGCGUGAACGUGAUGCCACCGAAGCCGGCGGUUGAAAGGCCGAAGAAGGAACGAAAACCGCUCUACGUCCCUCCACCGCCGAAAGAACGUAAAGAAGUGAAGACAUCAACUCCAAUAGCGAAAAGUGCCGAAAAAAUCAUCGACACACCGAACGUGUCCAAGAUCGAGGAGACACCGCCUCGGCAGCUCAAGAGCAAGACUCAAUUCCCGACCUCAUCGUUUGCUGGAGGAAAACCACAACUGAAAUCACGAUCCUCUGCUAUAGCAAAACUCAAUGGAACGGCAGCUACGGAAAUUUCAAACGCCGAAAAACUUCAACGAUUACGAUUUGUCACAAGGGCAUUCGAUGCGAUUUGUGUGAUGGUUGCAUGGUCAGAAUUUCAACGCGAUCAAAUAUGUUCACAGUUAGAUGAGGCGAAUGAAAAACUUGCUCGACAAUCAGAAAUUCUCGAAGAAUUGCGGAUGUGCUUAGGUCAACGUGAAAAAUUACACCAUGACGAUCUGGAUCGACAUAAAAACUACAAUGAACAAGUUGCACGAUCACAUGCGGAAGAAGUGGAACGACUUAAGGAACGUUAUGAAGCACAGUUGACGGAAAAGGCGAAAGAGUCGGAACGAUCGUUAGAGGAUGAACGAAGCAGACAUGAGGCCGAGGUGGAGGCGAUGAGUCGACGACAUCAAAAGGUUGUCACAUCCUUAGAUGAAAAAAUUGCCGAAGGUGAAAAAAUGAUCGAAAAAUUGAAAGCUGACAAAAAAGCGCUUCAGAUUGCUCUCGCAAACGAUAGCGAUCAGCGUAAUCAGAUGUUGACAAAGGAGAUAAAUUCAUUGCAAACAGCAUUGGAAUUUAAAAGUAGCGAAAUGAAGGAUUUACGUCAGAAAUAUCAACAGGUUGCAUUGCGGGUGGAGGAAAUACCAGUGAAGGAACUUGAGAUUACUAAACUAAAGCAUAAAGUAAUCGAAUUGAAACAGGCGUUGGACCAGAAGCUGAACCAUGAGAAGAUACUAGUACAUCAAAAUGAAGAACUGAAACGUCAACAAUUAGCGAUCGAAGAGGAACGUGAAAGUAUGCAACGCAGUUUCGAUGUGAUGGUGUAUCGUUAUGAAACCGGUGACGAUCUCGAUUCAAGUGGAGGUCAGAAACAAAAAACCUUCGAUAAAUGUUUGCAUAGAGAAGGUGAUUUAAAACCUGGCAAAGUACAGUUUCGUUCACGUUCCAGCAAUUCGGAUCGUCCACAUUCGAAUGCGAGACUUUCACAGAUUUCAUUUUGUGAAAUGGAUCGAUCAACGGACCGUGAUUCACUCAUCCGUUCCACCGUAUCAAUGUACGCGUCACAAGUUCAAUUGCCGGAAAAUCAUGCGGAUGACGUCAUCUAUGCUCCUGACGAGAUAAUUACAAGCAGUGGAUUAAAUAAUCGAACUGAAAGCUUGUCUUUAUGCUCGAAAGAUGACGUUGAACGAAGCGUGAACGGGAAUCUUCAUACACAAGCGGAUUCUGGCAUUGGAUUAUGA